AUGAGCAAGGUCGAGAACAUGGAUCCUGUCUGGGACGACCUCGAUAGGACUAUGGGCCAACUGUUCAUGAUGGGCUUCGAUGGCACCUCGGUCACUCCCCACAUUCGUACGCUGAUUGAGGAACAUCAUGUUGGCUGCAUACUACUUACUGCCAAGAAUUUGAAAUCGGCCGAAGAUACUACCCAGCUUAUCUAUGAGCUACAGAAGAUUGCUCACGAUGCGGGCCACCCUGUUCCUCUGGCCAUUGGGAUCGAUCAGGAAAAUGGCGGCGUUAACAGUCUUUUCGAUGACAUCUACAUCCGCCAAUAUCCCAGUAACAUGGGAAUGGCAGCAACAGGCUCGACCGAGUUGGCUUUCGAAGUAGCCAAGGCGACUGCACAGGAGAUUGCUGCGUGUGGCAUUAACUGGAUCUUCGGUCCGUGUCUGGAUGUACUCACCAAUGCACGCAACCAGCCUUUAGGGGUAAGGACGGCUGGUGACGAUCCCCAGGAAGUUUCUGCCUUUGGCUGCGCCUUCAUGGCAGGCUACAAGGACGCCGGGGUGGUGACUUUGGGUAAACACUUUCCUUCUUACGGUAAUCUGGAGUUUCUAGGCUCAACACUUGACGUUCCGAUCAUCACAGAAUCCUUAGAGCAACUUAGCCUAAGCGCUCUGAUACCAUUCAAGAAGGCUAUUGAGAGAGGCCUUGAUUCCAUGAUGGUUGGUGGCUGCGCCAUGUCAUCGGCCGGACUGAAUGCGAUGCAUGCUUGUUUGUCUGAGCAAGUUGUCGACGAACUCCUUCGAACAGACCUGAAGUUUGAUGGUGUCGUGGUCUCGGAGUGUUUGGAGAUGGAUGCUCUCAGUCACAACAUUGGUGUAGGCGGCGGCACAGUGAUGGCGGUCAAUGCUGGCUGCGAUGUGGUACUUUUAUGUCGAUCCUUCUCGCUUCAACAAGAAGGGCUGAAAGGCCUCAAGACUGGCAUCGAGACGGAGAUGGUCUCGAAAGAGCGCAUCUUCAAUUCACUCAGACGCGUGCUAGCCAUGAAGAAGAAGUGCACAUCAUGGGAAAAAGCCUUGAACCCGCCGGGCAUCAACUACCUGGAAAAGCUGCAGCCUUCGCAUACUGCACUAUCGACCAAAGCGUAUAACAGCUCCAUCACAGUCGUCCGAGACAAGAAUAGACUUUUGCCGCUAACAAACAUACUUGAGAGCGAAGAAGAGCUUCUUCUGCUGACACCGCUUGUGAAGCCCUUGGCUGCAUCAGCGGCGUCACGAGCAAUAUCUGAUGCUGCUAACGGCGCGGCAGGCCAUUCGCCAGAGCCUGCUGUAUGGGAUCGGAGCUCGUCAGUAAUGAGUGGGGAACGAGUCUUUAGAGAACUGGGCCGUUCUCUCGCCAGGCAACGCAACGGGAGACUACUUCACACAUCUUACACUGCAAACGGUGUUCGCCCAGUCCAUGAAAAUCUCAUUAAUCGGGCAAGUGCAAUCAUCGUACUUACGGCUGACGCCAACCGGAAUCUGUACCAGCAUGGUUUCACCAAGCAUGUCUCAAUGAUUUGCAACAUGCAGUACACGACUGGUGGCGAGAGGCGCGAAAAACCUUUGAUCGUCGUGGCAGUUUCAAGCCCGUACGAUUUUGCAAUCGAUACAUCGAUUGGGACAUACAUAUGCACCUACGAUUUCACAGAGACAGCACUCAACUCCCUCGUCAGGGUACUGUAUGGCGAAUUGACUCCUUCUGGAACACUACCGGGCACUAUCAGUAAGAGCCAAAAGCUCCAUCCAAGCAAGCAGCAUUGGUUAGUCGAGAUCUUCAACGAAGAGCGAGACGGAAACGCUCUGGAUACGUUAGUCGCAGCUGUCGUUGAAAGCACAGCUCCGAGCCAACGGUCAGAGAUGGCAAGCGCGACGUCAAAUUCAUUCAUCCUGCACCACCCGGAAGUAGAAGAAUCACACUUCGUCGUCAGAAACAGCAGCACACAAGCACUCUAUGGAUUCUGCUCGACCUACUUCUUCAAGGCCACAGGCACCGGUGUGAUUGGGGCUCUGUUUGUAGAUCCAGCAAGGAGAAAGCUCUCGAUUGGUCAUUCGCUGCACAACCGAGCUAUUCGUACACUUCUGCAGAAGGAGGGUAUCAAGAGAUUUCAGCUUGGGUCACGCCUCCCAAGUAUGUAUCUUGGAAUCCCAACCGGACAUGGAAAUGAGCGCAAACGACUUCGAUCGUGGUUUGCUCAGCUUGGCUGGGGCGCAGCACUUUCUCGUCCCGUCUGUAACAUGGUUGCGCGCAAUUUGCAGACAUGGACUCCGCCCACAGGCAUGGCCAAGAGUCUAGCAAGUGCAGGAGCACAAUUUGACCUUGUGUACGGAUGGGAUUAUGCAGGACCUAUUCUUGACCAUAUCAAGACGAGCAAUCGCCAAGGCUUAGCGGAGGUGUACAAGCUUGCCCUCACAGACCCGACAGCUUGUGGUAUCAUUCGGGCAAAACGACCAGAAGACGGCGCGUUGGUGGGUACUGUUGUGCUUUACAAUAGCCACUCGCGACUUGCUGAGUACAUACCUCCGCUGAAGCACCUCAACGAGGCGGCUGGAGGUAUUUCCUCACCCGUCAUAUCACCUGGAGUAGGAGAGUACUCGACACUACUGCAGGGGCUGAUCCUUCUUGGCAUGCGGCAGAUCAAGCAGCUGGGGUGCAACGCAUGCUUGCUCGACUAUAUGGACGGAGACGGCAACUUCGACGGCUUUUCGGCAAUGGGAUUCGAUGUCAUGCAUAACUUUGAGGAAGUUAGCUGCGAUGCUGCGACAUGGACUAUGAUCCCGCCCGCAUGA
Molecule: messenger RNA, 2805 nt
Organism: Alternaria postmessia
Lineage: Eukaryota; Fungi; Ascomycota; Dothideomycetes; Pleosporales; Pleosporaceae
Exons: 7
Coding region: 1-2805 (934 amino acids)
Biological process (GO): peptidoglycan turnover; carbohydrate metabolic process
Molecular function (GO): acyltransferase activity, transferring groups other than amino-acyl groups; hydrolase activity, hydrolyzing O-glycosyl compounds
Source: RefSeq, a predicted model, not a curated record